This is a messenger RNA of Odocoileus virginianus texanus, 2086 nucleotides long. RefSeq names its product S-phase kinase associated protein 2 (gene SKP2). Gene Ontology annotation, molecular function: protein binding. The record is from RefSeq and is a predicted model, not a curated record. NCBI's taxonomy places the organism in Eukaryota, Metazoa, Chordata, Mammalia, Artiodactyla, Cervidae. Gene Ontology annotation, biological process: regulation of cell cycle; G2/M transition of mitotic cell cycle; SCF-dependent proteasomal ubiquitin-dependent protein catabolic process. Gene Ontology annotation, cellular component: nucleus; cytosol; SCF ubiquitin ligase complex.
UUCUGCGCGCGCUGCUGGGAUGGAACGUUGAUAGAGUUCGCGGGUUUCGCUGCAGCGAGCCGGGGGCCGCACGCAGUGCGCCGCACGCAGUGCGCCGCCGCGCGCCAAAGCGGGAAUCUGGGAGGCGGGCACCUCUGCAAUUGAUGCACGCAUUUAAAACUCCCGAACCUGCGGACGCCAUGCACAGGAAACACCUCCAGGAGAUACCCGACCAGACUAGCAACGUUACCACCAGUUUCACGUGGGGAUGGGAUUCUAGCAAGACUUCUGAACUGCUUUCAGGCAUGGGGGUCUCCGCCCUGGAGAAGGAGGAGGUGGACAGUGAGAACAUCCCCCAGGAACUGCUUUCAAACCUGGGCCACCCACAGAGCCCCCCACGAAAACGGCUGAAAAGCAAAGGGAAUGACAAGGACUUUGUGAUUGUCCGCAGACCUAAGCUAAACCGAGAGAACUUUCCAGGUGUUUCUUGGGACUCCCUUCCAGAUGAGCUGCUCUUAGGAAUCUUUUCCUGUCUGUGCCUCCCUGAACUCCUGAAAGUUUCCAGUGUUUGUAAGAGAUGGUAUCACCUAGCGUUUGAUGAGUCUCUCUGGCAGACUGUAGACCUUGCAGGCAGAAACCUCUACCCAGACGUGGUUGGCCGGCUCCUGUCCCGAGGGGUGGUUGCCUUCCGCUGUCCAAGAUCAUUUAUGGACCAACCGUUAGUUGAACACUUCAGCCCUUUUCGUCUACAGCACCUGGACCUGUCGAACUCUGUGAUCGAUGUGGCCACCCUGCACGGCCUUCUGUCUCACUGCUCCAAGUUGCAGAAUCUCAGCCUGGAAGGCCUCCGACUUUCAGAUCCCAUUAUCGAUAAUCUUGCUCAGAACACAAAUUUACUGCGACUCAAUCUUUCUGGGUGUUCUGGAUUCUCUGAAUCUGCCCUGAAGACUUUGCUGAGCAGCUGUUCCAGAUUGGAUGAACUGAACCUCUCUUGGUGCUAUGAUUUCACUGAGAAGCAUGUGCAGGUGGCUGUUGCACAUGUGUCAGAGACCAUCACCCAGCUGAAUCUCAGCGGGUACCGAAAGAAUCUGCAGAGAUCAGAUGUCUCUACCUUGGUUGGAAGAUGUCGCAAUCUUGUCCACCUAGACUUAAGCGAUAGUGUCAUGCUGAAAAAUGACUGCUUUCCAGAAUUUUACCAACUCAACUACCUCCAACACCUUUCACUCAGUCGGUGCUAUGACAUAAUACCAGAAACUUUACUUGAACUUGGAGAAAUUCCCACAUUAAAAACACUACAAGUCUUUGGAAUCGUGCCAGACGGUACCCUUCAACUGUUAAAGGAAGCCCUCCCUCAUCUACAGAUUAAUUGCUCCCAUUUCACCACCAUCGCCAGGCCGACCAUUGGCAACAAGAAGAACCAAGAGAUAUGGGGCAUCAAAUGCCGACUGUCACUGGAGAAGCCCAAUUGUCUAUGAAGCCUGUAUUGCAAGAUGGUGUCUCCUCUUUUCUUUGAACAGGGAAAGUAAGAAGGAAGCCCAGUUGUGGAGAACUCAGCUAUUUUUAUUCUUGGUUUUCUGUUGCCUUCCUUCUACAAGUAUAUUAGAGAACCAUUGGAGAGAGAAAACUAUGAAGUAUUGCUUUUUAGAAAUGACUAUGAAAGCUUUUAUCACUGCUAUACUCUUAAGAGCCUAAGCGCUAUGCUUUUUGAAAUUUUAGGAAGAGUGAGCCUAUAAUUUUAAGAUACCUUAAAUAGCAAAAUUUGAACCACAUCUUCCAAGGCCAUGCUUCAUAAAUCUAUUUAGAAUCAAGCUUAAAAAUCACCACCAGCAAAUCAUUUGUGUAGCCUAUAUGGCAGCUGAACUUUCUUCUAUUUAAUUUUUCAGCACUGCUUUAUUUUAAGACAUAGGUUGCAAAAAAUAAUAAGCUAUUUGUAUUGUAAGCUGAAAAGAAUGAGAAUCAUAGAGUAGAUGUGAAGCAGUCUCUUCUGAGGAUAGCAAGAAAAAUAGACAUUUCAAUGGUGCCUUUAGAUUCGCAAUCAGGUUGAUGGAAACAAAUAGCCCAGGUCAUUCACCUUAAAACCUAAAUAAACAAACAAACAAUCGGCCAA